UCUUCCUUCUUUCGGCGGCAAAGCGUGCAAAGCUUCGAGUCUAUGCUUUGUACAACAACUAGUUCUGAAGUGUAAUUAUUUUGAACGUGCGAAAAGCAUAUUUUCCUUGAAACAUGAGUUUGCCCCUGAAUCCAAAGCCCUUCCUGAACGGUUUAACGGGAAAACCAGUGAUGGUGAAGCUGAAAUGGGGUAUGGAAUACAAGGGCUAUCUGGUAUCAGUUGACGGAUACAUGAACAUGCAGCUGGCUAACACAGAGGAGUAUGUGGAUGGAGCGCUGGCAGGACACCUGGGGGAGGUACUAAUCAGGUGUAAUAAUGUUCUCUACAUCAGAGGAGUGGAAGAGGAAGAGGAAGAUGGAGAGAUGAGAGAAUGAUGAAGAGCGUCCGACCCCAUCACCUCUCCCCCUUUUGAAUGAUUUAAACCCCCAUCUGAUUCCAUCGGAUUUUUUCCCCUCUCCUUUUUUUCUUUUGGUCAGAGUUUGUCACUAUUUUAUGUGAAGAUUUUUUUUCUGUUGUAAUAUUGUUUAGUGCGAGACUAUUUUUUACACAUUAAGGUCUUUGUGAUGGCACAAAAAGUAAUAAACUUGUGCAUAUUGUACUUUUC
Chanos chanos (milkfish) is the source of this 604-nucleotide messenger RNA. RefSeq names its product small nuclear ribonucleoprotein polypeptide F (gene snrpf). Gene Ontology annotation, molecular function: RNA binding. The coding region runs from base 114 to 374 and encodes 86 amino acids. Gene Ontology annotation, biological process: mRNA splicing, via spliceosome; spliceosomal snRNP assembly. The transcript has 4 exons. NCBI's taxonomy places the organism in Eukaryota, Metazoa, Chordata, Actinopteri, Gonorynchiformes, Chanidae. The record is from RefSeq and is a predicted model, not a curated record. Gene Ontology annotation, cellular component: pICln-Sm protein complex; U1 snRNP; catalytic step 2 spliceosome.